Ambispora leptoticha is the source of this 1413-nucleotide messenger RNA. Lineage: Eukaryota; Fungi; Glomeromycota; Glomeromycetes; Archaeosporales; Ambisporaceae. The record is from the annotation of a GenBank genome assembly.
AUGGCGUCUUCGAAUUUUUUAGCCAGGACGCGCGUGGAAACACUCCUAUGUAAAAAGAUAUUAUUACAUAAAAAAGUUAAUGUCUCUUUUUACCUUACAUCGCUAAGUAUAAACUUGCAAAAAAGAAGUUACGUUUCGGUGACUUUGCCUAUCCACCUUGCUGCUGCGAAAGGCACGACGGGCAAUAAACCAGGUGUCAAAGUUGGCGGAAGAGCGGCACCGUCGAAAAAGAAAAGCGGGUUUAAACAAACUAAAAAAGUUGCUGUUCAGGUCAAAAAAUCAAAUGUGGGGCCUGGAUUCGCUAAAGUCAAUGAAAAGUUUUAUCAGCCUCCGCCGGUUGUUGACUUAGAUGAAAUGUAUCCGGAAGCCUUUCUCUAUGACAACGUGGGAAAAGUGUAUGCGAUAACUGAUACAGUAUUAUCAAAAAUAAAAACCUUUAGAUUGCCACCAGCAUUAAACCAUGAGCUUGAAUUUUUCCCUCGUCCAUCUCUUGUAAUUAGAGAGAGUUCAGUUAAAUUGAUCGAUCUUUUGGAAGCAUCAUCAGAUUUACCGAGUUUACGGAAUAGAAUUAUCUUAUGCGAGUCUUCUGGCGAAUUGGGAACUGGCAAGAGUACAUUACUUUUACAGUCAGUCUGUUAUGCGUUGUCUUCUAACUGGAUUGUAAUUUAUAUUUCUCACGCCAUUAGUUACGUGAAUAGUAGUAGCGCGUAUCAAAAAGUUGAAGCAACCGGAGAAUUUGUUCAGCCAGCACUUGCACAAAAACUAUUGCAACAAAUUAACAUUGUAAAUAGAUCAAUUUUUCAAAAUAUAAAAUUGAAGCAAAGCCAUGAAAUUCAGCGAAAUAUUUUGAAAAAAGAUUCACCGAUCACGCAAUUAAUUGAACUUGGAAUUAGAGAAGAAAGUGUUGCUUUCGACGUUCUAACUAAAUUCUUUGCAGAAAUUGAACAGAAUGACACCUAUUCAGUGCUACUUGCGGUUGAUGAAAUAAAUGCUUUCUACACUCGAACAAAAUAUCGUAAUGUUGAUUUUACUUUUCUUGAUGCAGAUCGAUUUUCUCUAAUUAAAAUACUUUUGGAAUUCUUUGGUGGUCAACGACAUUUUAAACGUGGUGCUAUCAUCGGAGCAAUCUCGAAUGUGUUUCCACCAAUUCAGAGUAAAAUUUUAGAUUUCUCUUUGCGUCUAGAUGAACCAUCGCCUUGGAUUCCAUAUUCUCAGAGUCUUAUAUCGUAUACUAAAGGAUUACAGCGAUUUGACGUGACAGGGUAUUCUAAAGAUGAAGCAAAAGCAGGGAAACCCCAAAACUUGGCUGAUUCCUCUCCCAGGGAGGGUGUUGUCAGACAAUCAUUAUACGAUUUGAUCAUUUACUUUAUCAUGUGGCGUGGGCAACCGGACUGGACCGGUUUUGAACGUUAA